GUCCUUUCUUGAGCUGUUUUCGGUGAUAACCUAAACUUCUCUCCUCCUCUGCUUCGCAGCCCUCUCUACAUCUUCCCCGUCCUUUCUAUACCUGUCAAAAGGUUGAAAGCACGUCAACACGUCAACGACACCCAGUGUACGUCGCAAGGUGUAGGACCUUCACUACCUACGCCCUGGGCACAGACCCGGGCACAGACAUAUUUGAUAGCGGCCCGAACCCUUGAAAGGACCGUAGACAACCGUCAUCGACUUCGGCAAUAAUGGGACCCUCUCUUAGAGGUCAUACCUCUAUGACUUCCAUGGCUCGACCACAGACUCGCGAGACGAACCGUCCGGGCACAAGAGAGCAAAUCGUCGACACGACGAUGGUUCCAAGCAGAACCUCGUCGCUGCACUCACGAAUCACACAGCCCCUGCCGUCAACUCUGGCCAAGUCGAACAAUAGGCCUACCCCAAAGACACUUACCCAUGCGUAUAUGGUGUGUGGUGUGGGACGAGAACCAUCACAAUGGGUCAAAGCACCCGCCCCGUCUUUUGGAAAGAUUCAACACAUGAAGGGGGCAGUAGGCCAAUUUUGGCUUCCGGAAAUUUUGGGAAGUAGUCCACGCCUCGAGAGCGACAAUGAGAUCGCUCGAGCGCUGCACAGCGCAAUGAGGGCAUGUUUCCCUCACGAUGUUGAAAUCUGUACAGGACGCAGCCAACCACACUGUGUUCACCAUUCCUUUGUAUUGCAGCAAGACUCUCAACAUACCCUCUAUGGCAUUGCUCUGCGAGUCUGGUCUCGAGCUGACGAGAAGCGCGCUGAGACCAUUCGCGACCUGCGACGAAAGACUGAACCCGACUUCAGAGAUGUAGCCGACGAAACCUACUGGAUCCCAUACUGCCUGAGCUUCUUGUCCCGCUACCCAUUGUAUAACCUGCUCGGCGACUACUUGCGAGGAAUGUGGAUUCACUGGAACAAGGCCACCAAUCUGUUCCAUGCCGAGGAGGUCUCUCGCAUUCUGAGCUUCCCAGCACCACGACUGAACGACCUCGUCCGAAUUGACAUGAAGGACUAUGCCCUUUGUUAUCAAUUCCCAUCUUCACCCACUGGGUUCCAAAACUUUGCUAUGUGGCCUCUCUUCAACUGCUUGACCAUCCCAAACAUCGUCGGUCUUGUUGAGGCGGCUGUAUCUCCCACUCGACGCAUCAUCCUGACCAGUCAUCAUCCUGCUAUGCUUACGAUUGCUGCUGAAACCAUCAGAUUCUGUGUUCGAGUUUAUGAAUGGAGUGGACUCUACGUACCAGUCGUUCAUGCCAGGAAUGUCGGCGAUAUGGUCCAAGAGCCUGGUCCAUAUAUCCUGGGUAUCACGACAGAAUGCCGAUCAUUGUUCCAGCCACCCAAGGAUGCUCUGCUUGUCGACCUUGACCGCAAUCUAGUCAUUACCGACCACCCACCGAACGUCCUCACGGCCGGUCAGCGUACCAAGUUCAUCAACAGACUGACCCAAGCCUUGAACAGUGAUGUGGAAAUCAGUGGUGUUCCACAGCACCUCAAAUCUGCCUACGGAGGCGGCAAGCUCAUUCCUGCUGGUCAGAUUAUUGUCCUUCGCGGUGAAGUCGAAAGCGUUCAGGACCCUUCAUGGUGGAAUCAAGAUUCCAUCAUGGCGGUUAUGGAUCACGUUUGUGAGAAGCUUGGCCGCAACACCGGUGUCAAGGCCUUGUUCAAUGGCUCGAUGAAGAAGCCACUCAUGACCAAGAUCUCCAUGAGACAUAUGAACGAAAUUGUGCGCGAACGCAACCAAUACUCCCGCGACGCCCUGGAGGCAUGGCAAGACUUUAUCAACCUCAAAGGACGCAUGGACACCGAGCUUGCCAAGGUUGCUAAACGUAACAACUACCUUGAACAAGAAGUUGAGACAUGGAAACUUCAAUUCCAGAAGUUCCAAGCAUUCGUCGAGUCCCUCAACAAGGAGUUGGCUGAACUGCGUGUCAAGAUUGAAUCCCACAAGCGUGAGAACCGCAGACUCACCGGUCUCAUUGACCAGCAGAAGGAUGAUGCUGCUCGUCUUGCUCUGAGAUUGUCUGGUACCGAACGACAGCGUGACAAUGCCCUCGAAGCUCUUGUCCUCCAGCAAGGCAUUGCAGAAGACCUUGAGAAGGAACGGUCUCGCAACCGAAAAGAGAUCGCCGCACUCCAACACACCAACCAGACACUCCAGAGACAACGAGACGAAGCUCAACGCGUGGUUCUCCAUCUCCGCUCCCUCAUCACUGGUCAAACUCACCACAUGGAACACAUUGUCCGAUCGAUCGGCUCUGCUUCCGAGCUGGCUGACUACAUCCAGGAGGGAUACGAGGACGAAGAGGAAGAGGAAGAAGAGCAAGAGGGAGAGGAUACAGUCGAAGAACCCACUGACAGGCUUCGAAAUGUCACCAGCCGCUCCUCCAAGCGUGCGUCGCGUGCGGUAUCUGCUGAUGGUCAAGAUGUUACUCCUCAAAUGGAGAACAAGCUCCUCGCCACCAGCAAGCGCCUCAGCAAACGUUUCUCUGGACUCAGCAUGUCCGAUGUCGCCGAUCGACAUCUGCGCGAUAAGACCGACGCUAUUGCCGACAUCAUCCGCAACAUCAGCGAGCAAUGUGCUGCUGCCGUCGAAGGCCUUCAACUUGCCAAUGAGGCCGCCGAGGUCGAAGGUGAGGAGGAAGACCAGGAGCAGGGCGCGCAUUCUGAAUCUGGCAUCUCUCCUUCCACAAGCCACUCACGCGAAGACAGUGGCAAUCUGUCACCUGUGGAGCACCUCGCCACCGACUCUCGCACGGGUACCGGCCACUUGACCCCCCAAAGUGAGCGCAGCUCAAUCCCCCCAACACCAGACCUAGUGCACCAGCGAUCCAGCACCGCAUUGAGCAUGGCGAGCACGGCUCCUACGAACUACACUGCUCGCGAGAGUCUGAACCAAAACACCCGAGGUCCAGACAGGACAAAGAUCGUUGAAGACGACGAUGCCGAACGUGCACACGCGGCCGCUGCCGUCACUGGCGGAGGCAGCGUCAAGGGUGAUGACGACAACAUUAAGCAGCCACCUUCUGGUCGCGGUGCGGUCUUGAGCCGUGUGAUCGAAGCAUGAAGUCAUGGAAAUUCUGAAUCUCUCUAUAUAUAUAUCCCUUCAGUAUGGAACUUUUAGGGGAAAGGGAGUCUUGCAUGGAGCUUUUGGCGUUGAGAAGCGAAUUUUUGAUUUUCUUGUUUCUUUUCCGAAAGAGGGCAGGGUAUGGGCAGCAGGGGAAUUCUGUGUAUGUGUGUGUGGGAAUUCAUUCUUGGUCCGGACAAGGAUGGUGAUUUCCCACAUGUUGAUCUGUUCGGCGAUGAUGCCUCUUUCUUUUUGUUAUUGUUGUCUCUAAUUGUUUGAUAUGUCAUGGUCCCAAAGAACCUCGAUUUGUUUUUGUGUGUCUGAGGACGUCCUCGUAAUAUUACCUUUCGGGGGCGCGCAAUUUGCUGCCUUUUUUCAAAAUCGGUACACUCUGUACCGAGUCUCGUGUUGUGGUCGUUCUCUCGGUUUUGGUUCGCUCUAGUUUCGUUUUUCG
Exophiala oligosperma is the source of this 3561-nucleotide messenger RNA. RefSeq lists its product as uncharacterized. Bases 261 to 3107 code for a protein of 948 amino acids. The record is from RefSeq and is a predicted model, not a curated record. Lineage: Eukaryota; Fungi; Ascomycota; Eurotiomycetes; Chaetothyriales; Herpotrichiellaceae. The transcript has 2 exons. Gene Ontology annotation, cellular component: cytoplasmic vesicle. Gene Ontology annotation, biological process: regulation of Rab protein signal transduction.